Molecule: messenger RNA, 1593 nt
Organism: Apaloderma vittatum (bar-tailed trogon)
Lineage: Eukaryota; Metazoa; Chordata; Aves; Trogoniformes; Trogonidae
Product: dimethylaniline monooxygenase [N-oxide-forming] 1-like
Exons: 8
Coding region: 1-1593 (530 amino acids)
Molecular function (GO): NADP binding; flavin adenine dinucleotide binding; N,N-dimethylaniline monooxygenase activity
Source: RefSeq, a predicted model, not a curated record
AUGAGAGUGGCAGUGGUGGGUGCGGGUAUCAGCGGGCUAACGGCCAUCAAGUGCUGCCUGGAUGAAGGACUGGAGCCCACUUGUUUCGAGCAGAGCCAGGACAUUGGGGGAGUCUGGCGCUACACGGAGCACAUCGAGGCCGGCCGCCCCAGCCUCUACGCCUCGGUCAUCAGCAACACCUCUAAGGAGAUGUCAGCGUAUUCCGACUUCCCCUACCCUGAGGACUUCCCGGUGUUCCUGCCCAAUGCCCGACUCCUGGACUACCUCCGGCUCUAUGCCAAGCAUUUCAGCCUCCGGGAGCACAUCAAGUUUGGGACCACUGUUGUCAGGAUCCGGAAACGCCCUGACUUUGCCACCACCGGCCAGUGGGACGUGGUCACGGAGGCAGAUGGGAAGCAGACAUCACAAGUCUUCGAUGCCAUUAUGGUUUGCUGUGGCAAUUUCUCUGAGCCAUCCCUUCCCCUGCACUGUUUUCCCGGCAUUGAGAGGUUUCAAGGCCAGUACUUCCACAGCCGGCAGUACAAGCAUCCUGACGUGUUUCAGGGAAAGCGUGUCCUCGUGGUUGGCAUGGGCAAUUCGGGAGUGGACAUUGCAGUGGAGGCCAGCCGUGUAGCUGCAAAGGUUACUAUUUGCACCAAUCGAGGUGCCUGGACGCUCAGCCGUGUGUUUGACCAUGGCUAUCCAUGGGACAUGGUUCACAACACUCGUCUUAUGAGCUUGAUGAGAAACAACCUCCCCAGGCCCCUUUCAUGGGCAUUGAUGAACUACAAGGUGAACCAGCGGUUCAAUCAUGAAAACUACGGCCUUCAACCAGAGAGGAGCCACCUGGUGCGCGAGCCCAUACUGAACGACGACCUUCCAAGCUACAUCCUGACGGGGAGGAUCACCAUCAAGCCAGGCGUGAAGGAAUUCAAGGACAACUCAGUUGUUUUCCACAAUUAUCCUGAGGAGGAGCCCAUCGAUAUCAUUGUCUUCUGCACGGGCUACAACUUCUCCUUCCCAUUCCUAGAAGAAGCAGUUGUCAAGGUGGAAAACAAGCAUGCAUCCCUCUACCAAUAUGUGUUCCCAACCCAGCUGGAGAAGCCCACCCUGGCCAUCAUCGGGCUGAUCAAGACUUUAGGAGCCAUCACGCCCGUGGCAGAGAUGCAAGCGCGCUGGGUGACCCGUAUCUUCAAAGGUUUGUGCCAGUUGCCUCAUCAGUCUGUCAUGGAGAAGGAAGUAAAUGAGAAGAAGAAAAACCAAAUGCGAAGGUUCGGUCUGUCUUUUGAUGAAGUCCUCAAAGCCGAGUGGCUGCCCUACUUGGACACGAUCGCCUCCUUCAUCGGUGCCAAGCCCAGUGUGCUGGAGCUGCUCUUCAAAGACCCCCGGCUGGCCCUCACCAUUUUCUUUGGCCCCUGCACCCCCUACCAGUACCGCCUGGGGGGCCCUGGGCGCUGGGAGGGGGCACGCCAGGCUAUCCUCACCCAGUGGGACCGGGUCCUGAAGCCCACAAAAACACGAGUGCCUGCCAGCUCCUCCAGCAUCUGCCCUUCUUUCCUGACGGUGGUGGGGUUUCUCCUGCUCUUGGCUGCCCUGGUUUUUGGUUUCUGGUAG